Carassius gibelio (silver crucian carp) is the source of this 1937-nucleotide messenger RNA. RefSeq names its product atypical chemokine receptor 2-like. Bases 46 to 954 code for a protein of 302 amino acids. The transcript has a single exon. Gene Ontology annotation, biological process: immune response; G protein-coupled receptor signaling pathway. Gene Ontology annotation, molecular function: G protein-coupled receptor activity. Lineage: Eukaryota; Metazoa; Chordata; Actinopteri; Cypriniformes; Cyprinidae. The record is from RefSeq and is a predicted model, not a curated record. Gene Ontology annotation, cellular component: membrane.
AGCUGUUGUUGGGCAAACCUUCAUAUUCACAUCAGCAACUGGCAGAUGAAGAUGGAGUACCAGAACAUUUCUAACAGCUCUCUGGUCGCCCGUACCUCAGUGGACGAGUUAGUAUCCAGCACUGUUCUGGGAUUGUGCUGUGCUCUGGGUGUACCAGGUAAUAUAGUGGUGCUGGUCAUCCUCACCCAACAUUUGAAGGAGGGCAGUUUUACCCCCAAACUGAUGCUGAGUCUGGCUGUCUCGGAUCUAUUGAGUCUGAUUUCUCUGCCUGUGUGGAUCUAUGCCCUACUGAAUGGCUGGGUUUUUGGUGACGAACUUUGUAAGUUAUUUUCAUAUGUAGUCUACUGUAGCCUUUACAGUAGUGUGCUUUCUGUCACAUUGUUGAGUGUGCAAAGGUACCUGCAGGUGCUGUAUCCACAGAGAUGGGCAAAACUUGGACAGAAGGGCCAAAAGGGGCUGAUUUUUGGGAUAUGGACAUCCAGUGGAGCUCUGGGUUCUUAUGCUCUUUAUUUCCGAAACGUGAAGCAGAAGAAGGACAGGUUUCCAGAGUGUCAUCAGGAUUAUAGAAAUAAUCAAGAAAAACUAGCUGUCUUACUCGUAGAGACUCUAUUGAUGUUUGUUGUGCCUCUCUUCAGCCUGUUGUUCUUCUACCUUCGACUUCAUCAACGGAUAAGUCAGUCAGCUUCCUUCAAAAGCCAAAGGCUGACAAAACUGGCCGUCAGAAUCGUAAUGGCCUUCUUCAUAUUCAGCACCCCCUGUAUGAUCAACAAUUUUGUCUUAAUGGCAUUGUCAUGGGAAUCAGAUGUCAGCAACAAUGUUACCGGGGCUCUUUUCUUCAUCAACAGUUGUGUGAACCCCUUUCUGUACGCCUUCUCGGCCCGUACACUGCGAUGCAGAAGAAAACAGCAUUCAGACGAGCAACAACAUCAGAAUAUAACAGAAAACACACUCUGAUUAAAAACAUGCACUUCCAGGGGUAUUUUAUGUUUUAUUUUUUUAAGUGAUUUCUUAUGCGUUUUUCUUUUUUUAACUUACUGUAUUUAGGGAAGUGCAUACAAAGAGUUUCUUCAUACUCAUUUUCAUCAUAAUCAUUUCCUCAACAUGUCUCCUCAAUUUGAAUACAUUUUUCCUUUUAAAAGUACAUUGAGCCCUACUUUUUACAGGCUUUUCUUACAGUGUUACUUGUGUACUAUUAUAGCUUACUUUGAACUUAACAUUGUGUAUAAAUAUUGGCUCUUAUAACCCAUUGUUCAAGAUUUCCUCAUUUCUAAAUGUUGUGGCAUUUGUGGCAAAAAGUUUUGAAAAUGUACUUUCUUGCAAGAAAAAGGUCAUCAUUCAGGUUUGGCUGUUUCCUUUUAUCGCUCAGCUCAUGAAAAACUCAAGCAUACUGAUGAAGCAUCUAGCGAGGAAAAGUACCGUUUGGUAGAGUAAAUCAAAUAAAGCUAAUAAUUCAAGUAAAAAUUUCAUUUUGUCACCUUCAAAAAAAAAAAAAAAAAAAUCUGUUAAAUGUAUAUAUUAAAAUAAUAAAAUAUUUUUUUUUCUGUAGCAAAAAAAAUAAAUAAAAAAAAUAAAAUAAAAAUGAGUGAAAAUGGUGGUGGUUAGCCUUAAUUAUUCACAUUACCUGGGUUAAUUUCAGCUGGGAGCGGGGGUGGUGGUAAUUAUGCCUUGUAAAUAAAAUUUCAUACAUUCUGUUUUUCCAUAUUCUUUGCUAAUGACAUGAUAAUGAAAUGUGAGAACAUAUGGCAUUGUGACUCCUUUCAUAUUUCAUACUCUUCUGCCAUUUUGGAGUUUACACACAAUAUGCAGACAUGUUAUAGGUCCGAUCUACCACUACAUACAGGAAAUACGUGGCAUGGAUAUAAUAAAAUCCAUACAAAUAAAUCACAAAUUCUUUAUGAUAUUAGUAGUUAAUUAUAAAAGACCCGAGUUGUUGUUAA